GUUAUUAUAAUGGAAUCCAACCAACCAAAUUCUCGCCAUCUCUCUCCAAUUUGGCUUUCAUCUCUCUCAAAAUCUCUCUCUCUUUCUCCAACUCCGAAGAAGCAUGAAUGUGACUUCGCCGGAAUUUAUGAUUUGAUUUCUUCACUCGAUUGGCCCCUUCUCCAUAUAUAUAAUCCAUAGAAACAGAGGCCUUACUUUUGAGAUUCUGAGAGAGGGAGAGGGAGAGGGAGAGAGUAAUGGAGUCGCUAACGACCAACGGCGGAGAAGAUUCAUCAACUCGAAUCGCGGCUCGAUCUUCGAUGAUCGAGUCAUUGAAGGGAUGUGGAUUGACGGGAAUCCACGUUGACAAGGAGGAGUUGCGGAAGAAGCUUCAGAUGCCGCAGUACCUUCGGUUUGCCAUGCGUGAUUCCAUCCGCCUGCAGGACCCGGCUGCCGGAGAGAGCCGAUUGCCGGCUGCUAAUUCUCUCUCCGGCUCAGCCUUUGCGCCGGAGAUUAAUGAGCCUCCGGAGUCGCCGAUGGUGGUUUUCAUUAAUCCGAGGAGUGGUGGUCGUCAUGGCCGCUUGCUCAAGGAGAGGCUCCAGAUGCUAAUUAGCGAAGAACAGGUUUUUGACCUAACAGAUGUGAAGCCUCAUGAAUUUGUCAAGUAUGGAUUGAAAUGCCUCGAGUUAUUGGCUGCUAUUGGUGAUGCUUGUGCUAAAGAGACCCGUGACAAGAUGAGGGUCAUGGUCGCUGGUGGUGAUGGUACUGUUGGUUGGGUUCUUGGUUGUCUUUUAGAACUUGAGAAGCAGGGGCGGUUGCCUGUUCCACCUGUAGGAGUAAUUCCUCUUGGUACUGGCAAUGACUUAUCCAGAACCUUUGGCUGGGGUGGUUCUUUUCCUUUUGCUUGGAAGUCAGCCAUCAAAAGAUCCCUCGACAGGGCAACCACUGGCCGGGUUUGUAAAUUGGAUAGCUGGAAUGUUCUUCUAUCUGCACCAAAUAGCAUAAAUGUGGAAUUACCACAUUGCAUGAGACCUACAGAAGACGGUGCUCUUGAUGAGAGCUUCGAAAUUAAGGAGGCAUCAUCAGAGAAAGCAAGCUGCCACGGAGGAGUAUUUUAUAAUUACUUCAGCAUAGGAAUGGAUGCUCAAGUUGCUUAUGGCUUCCACCAUUUACGUAACGAAAAACCUUACCUUGCACAAGGUCCAAUAGCGAACAAGCUGAUUUAUUCUGGCUACAGUUGUGGUCAAGGCUGGUUCUUCACGCCUUGCUCUAGCGAUCCGGGUUUAAGGGGCCUAAAAAACAUCCUGAGGAUGCACGUCAAAAAGGUCAAUUGUUCGGAUUGGGAGCAGGUUUUAAUCCCUUCGAGUGUAAGAUCUCUGGUUGCUUUGAAUCUCAACAACUAUGGCAGUGGCAGACAUCCAUGGGGAAAUCUGACACCAGAGUACAUGGAAAAGAGAGGGUUUGUUGAGGCACAGGUGGAUGAUGGCCUUCUAGAAGUUUUUGGUCUAAAGCAAGGAUGGCAUGCAUCACUUGUUAUGGGAGAGCUCAUUUCUGCAAAACAUAUAGUUCAGGCUGCAGCAAUUCGAUUUGAACUUCGAGGUGGAGAAUGGAAGAAUGCAUUUCUGCAGAUGGAUGGAGAGCCAUGGAAGCAACCAAUGAGCGACGAGUUCUCGACUUUUGUUGAAAUCAAGAGGGUACCUUCCCAAUCACUAAUGAUCAAUGGAGAAUAACUUGAGCUACACUGUUAAUGCUGCUGAUCAUUUCUCACUGUUAGGUUUAACCAUUAAUGUAAAGCUAUUGGCCGGUCGUCCUUUUGGACUGUAAAUUUAAUAUUCUGCAAGUAAAUUUUUAGGUGUGAGAGUUUGCUAUUUCAGAUUCAUUUGGCGGGAAGAACACAUGAUCCUCGUUAGGGACACUGAAUAAUUCAGUUAGUUGCUAAUCUGCAAAUGAGUUGUGAUGGUGUCCAAGAGCCUCAAAACGUAUUUAUAUUUCUACUGUGUGACAUUAAUUCAUUUGGCAAUUCAUGAAGUUCCCCACCUUCUGAA
Messenger RNA from Momordica charantia (bitter melon), 2024 nucleotides. Its product is annotated as diacylglycerol kinase 7. Lineage: Eukaryota; Viridiplantae; Streptophyta; Magnoliopsida; Cucurbitales; Cucurbitaceae. Gene Ontology annotation, biological process: phospholipase C-activating G protein-coupled receptor signaling pathway. Gene Ontology annotation, molecular function: ATP-dependent diacylglycerol kinase activity. The record is from RefSeq and is a predicted model, not a curated record. Gene Ontology annotation, cellular component: membrane.